AUGCCGUGCGACACCAAAACCACCUGCGCCGGCUGUUCCUGCGCCAGCACACGUCCACCCCCAAAUAUAGAAGACUGCGAAGCCGAGCUGCUCGCACUACGCAAGCGCACAGUGGACCUAGAAAAGACCCUAGCAAAACUAUCCGUACAAGACAACACAAAAGCUAGAGGUCGUAAACUACGCUCCACACGCUGGUUCAACAACGAUGAAAACCCAGGCAUGACAGCACUCUAUAUCGAACGAUAUCUCAACUACGGGCUCACGCGCGAAGAACUCAUGGCUGGAAAACCAGUCAUCGGCAUCGCGCAGUCUGGCUCUGAUAUCGUGCCGUGUAAUCGGCACCACCUUGAACUGGCGAAGCGUGUGCGGGAGGGUAUUCGCAGUGCUGGGGGUAUUGCGUUUGAGUUUCCUACGCAUCCAAUCCAGGAAAGUUCAAGGAGACCGACUGCUUGUCUAGAUCGGAAUUUGGCCUAUCUUGGCUUGGUGGAGAUUUUGCAUGCUUAUCCUUUGGAUGGGGUUGUGCUUUUGACUGGGUGUGACAAAACGACGCCGGCUGCGUUGAUGGCGGCUGCUACUGUGAACAUUCCGGCCAUUUGCUUGAAUGUUGGCCCUAUGCUGAAUGGAUAUCUAAAGAACGACCUGGCUGGAUCAGGUAUGGUAGUAUGGAAAGGGCGAGAGAUGUAUGCUGCAGGCGAAAUGAACCGUGAAGAGUUCAUGGACUAUGUGGCUCGAGGAGCACCAUCUGUGGGCCAUUGUAAUACAAUGGGGACAGCAUCAACCAUGAACGCACUAGCAGAAGCACUGGGUAUGGCUCUACCAGGCUCAGCAGCAAUCCCAGCUCCAUACAGAGAGCGUGGCCAAUGCGCCUACGAGACCGGCCAACGAAUUGUCGAAAUGGUCCACGCAGACCGCAAGCCGAGUGAUAUAAUGACACGCGCAGCUUUCGAAAAUGUCAUCGCAACCAAUACCGCCAUUGGCGGCAGCACCAAUGCACCAAUUCAUAUCAACGCCAUGGCCAAACACAUUGGCGUGGACCUUUCCCUAGACGACUGGGACAAGAUCGGAUUCCACAUCCCUCUACUGCUCAAUAUGCAACCCGCCGGCGAGUUCUUGGGCGAGGAGUAUUUCCGCGCAGGAGGAUUACCUGCUAUCAUGGCCGAACUACUAGACGCAGGGAAACUGCGCCCGGAAGCACUGACAUGCAAUGGCAAAACCGUCGAAGAAAACGUGCGCGGACAACAUACCUGGAAUCGAAAGAUUAUUCACGCUUACAGCGAGCCUAUGAUGGUCGAUGCUGGAUUCUUGCAUUUGACCGGCACUUUGUUCGACUCGGCAAUCAUGAAGACAUCGGUGAUCUCACCUGCGUUUCGGCAAAGGUUCCUCGGGAACCCAGAUGAUCUGAAUGCCUUUGAGGGCGCUGUUGUGGUCUUUGAUGGACCGGAGGACUACCACAACCGACUCGAUGACCCCGCAACGCCGAUUAAUGAUACUAGUAUUCUCGUCAUGCGUGGUGCAGGACCGUUAGGAUACCCCGGUGCAGCGGAGGUAGUGAAUAUGCACCCCCGGGACGGGAUUACUUCGUUACCGUGUAUUGGGGAUGGCCGUCAAUCGGGCACAUCAGGCUCGCCCUGCAGCUGGGGAAACCUUGCGCUGCUUCGUGAUGGGGAUCGGUUGCGGGUUGAUUUAACUAAGCGCCGGGUUGAUAUUCUCAUUGAUGAUAAUGAAUUGCAGCGUCGUCGCGAGGAGUUGAAGUCUCGGGGUGGGUUUGCUGUGCCUGAGAGUCAGACGCCGUGGCAGGAGAUCUUCCGCCGUGAGACUGAUCAGCUGAACGAGGGUAUGGUGCUGCGUGAUGCUGUUAAGUAUCAGCGUGUUGCGCAGCGAUGGGAGGAACCGAGGCACAAUCAUUGA
Molecule: messenger RNA, 1908 nt
Organism: Penicillium nucicola
Lineage: Eukaryota; Fungi; Ascomycota; Eurotiomycetes; Eurotiales; Aspergillaceae
Product: IlvD/Edd family dehydratase
Exons: 5
Coding region: 1-1908 (635 amino acids)
Molecular function (GO): hydro-lyase activity
Source: RefSeq, a predicted model, not a curated record